Messenger RNA from Eucalyptus grandis, 2531 nucleotides. Its product is annotated as L-type lectin-domain containing receptor kinase IV.1. The coding region runs from base 240 to 2279 and encodes 679 amino acids. The transcript has 2 exons. Gene Ontology annotation, cellular component: plasma membrane. The record is from RefSeq and is a predicted model, not a curated record. Gene Ontology annotation, biological process: protein phosphorylation. NCBI's taxonomy places the organism in Eukaryota, Viridiplantae, Streptophyta, Magnoliopsida, Myrtales, Myrtaceae. Gene Ontology annotation, molecular function: protein kinase activity; carbohydrate binding; ATP binding.
CUCAUCGGAAGAAAUUGACAGGCUUUUGAUUUUAGCCCACCCACCUUCCUUCAAUCUCUCACCAGACUUAAUUUGCACAAAAAAGUCAUUCUCCAACUCGGAUUGGUUUAUUCAGAGUCAUCGUGACCGCAAAUUCCCAAUUGCCGUAUGAACAGGGGACUUGACUAUUGAAUUCUUCAUAGCCUUGGUAAUCCGCAUCAUUCUUCACCUAAUUGCUAAGCGGGCUUUGAGUUUGAGCCAUGUCCGUCGAGAUUCUUUUUCUGGUCUCUCUGCUAGUAGUUUUGACUUACGCUCAAGGGACGGGUUUCGUGUACAACGGUUUCAGAUCGGCCAAUCUGAGCCUCGACGGGAUCGCCGAGAUCACCUCCAAUGGCCUCCUGAAGCUGAACAACGAUACCAAUCAGCAGGGCCACGCCUUCCAUCCCUACCCGGUCCAAUUCAAGAACUUGCCGAAAGGCUCCGUCAAAUCCUUUUCCACCACAUUCGUCUUCGCGAUUCGACCUCUUUAUGAGAGUAUGAGAGGCAGCGGCUUUGCCUUUGUUGUCGCGCCCCAGAGUGGCUUCCCUGGGUCCCUGCCGGGCCGAUAUCUCGGCAUGUUCAAUGAAACCAACAAUGGCAAGUUCAGCAAUCAUGUGUUUGGGGUAGAACUCGACACAUUCCUCAGCGUCCAGUCUCAGGACCUUAACUAUAAUCACAUCGGGAUCGACUUGAACGGGCUGACGUCAGUAAAGUCAGCUCCGGCGGGGUAUUAUCAAGAUAAUGGGGAGUUCAACAUCUUGUCCCUAAUCAGCGGUCAAGAAAUGCAAGUUUGGGUGGACUAUGAUGGUGCGGACAAACUGAUCAAUGUCACAUUGGCUCCGAUCCAUGUGCAAAAACCGAAGAUUCCCCUUCUGUCUCUUCGACGGGAUCUCUCACCAAUCAUCAACGAGAACAUGUAUGUGGGCUUCUCAGCAUCGACUGUAAAUCUCCUAACUUCUCACUAUGUUCUGGGUUGGAGCUUCAGUGUGAAUGGAGAGGCUCAGACACUUGACCUCUCCCAACUUCCUAAGCUUCCUAAGCUUUCUCAGAUCCGUAAGAAGGAAACAUCAAAAGUACUGACCAUCGGAUUACCACUGACGGUUCUUUUCAUUGUAUCGAUGCUGAUCUCGGGCGCAGUUUACGUGAUGAGAAGGAAAAGGGAAUUGGCCGAGGUCCUUGAAGAUUGGGAGAGGGACUACGGCCUGCACCGGUUCAAGUACAAAGAUCUCUACAUUGCGACAAAAGGAUUCCGGGACCAACAGUUAUUAGGGACUGGUGGGUUCAGGCAGGUCUAUAGAGGAAUCUUAUCCACAUUGAAUAUAGAGAUUGCGGUAAAGAGGGUCUCUCAUGAAUCAAGAGAAGGCAUGAGAGAAUUUGUAGCGGAGAUAAUCAGCAUCAGUCGGCUCCGUCACCGCAACUUAGUGGCGCUCCUCGGUUACUGCCGCAGGAAAAGGGAGUUGCUCUUGGUUUACGACUACAUGCCCAAUGGGGGCCUCGACAAGUACCUCUAUAACCAACCAAAGGUCACCCUUAAUUGGAUGCAAAGAUUACGGGUGAUCAAAGGAGUGGCGUCCGGGCUGCUUUAUCUGCAUGAAGGGUCGGAGCAAGUGGUAAUCCACAGGGAUAUAAAGGCUAGUAACAUCUUGUUAGAUGCUGAAUUUAAUGGAAGACUCGGAGAUUUUGGGCUCGCGAGACUACACGAUCAUGGAACCGACUCUCAAAUGACUCACGUCGUGGGAACGUUCCGUUAUCUGGCCCCCGAGCACAUGCAAACCGGCAAGGCCACUACGAGCACCGACGUGUUUGCGUUCGGAGUGUUUUUGCUCGAGGUCGCCUGCGGGAGAAGGCCAAUCAAGCAAGGGGAAACGGAGGACGUGAUCUUAGCGGACUGGGUAUUUUCUUGCUGGGACAGAGGUGCAAUUCUCGAGGCAAGAGAUCCGAAAUUGGGGUUGGAGUUUGUGGGAGAAGAAAUGGAAUUGGUGCUGAAACUCGGGUUGAUGUGUUCCCACUCCGAUCCGUUGAUGAGGCCAAGCAUGCGUCAAGUAUUGCAGUACUUGGAGGGCGAUCUUCCGAUGCCUAAAUUGUCCUCCAUCAGAAUCUCGUCUGCGGGGUUAACGUUUGUUCAUCGCCAAGCUUUCGACAAUUUGGCGCACUCAUCUUCUGUCACAAAUCGCUUCUCUCAGGUGGGCGAUGAGCCUCCUGGUGUAGUUUCUGAUUUUCUUCCUUCCCUCCCGGUAAAGCGAGACAAUGUGCAGAUCUAAAAUUUGCAGGUUCCGAGAGUCAUUCCGGUCCUAGUCAUUAGAAAGAAUGGGUGCGAAGAGCUGGCGGAAGGAAACAACCGUAUGGAGAGAAGAAGAAAAGAGAGAGACGUGUGACAAAGGGUAGAAUUUUCUAGGUGCAAGUGGGUUAUUAGCAAGGUGUAGUGUAGGUGCAUGUACCCUAAUCAUCUCAGUGGUUGCCUGAUUUAUGAUGUUUUUACAUGUUCUCUUGGAACAGAAAACUUUCUCAUAUCA